AGCGAUCAUCAGCGACACGAAGAGAGUUUUGAAUAACACAAGGCACGGCGGUGCAGUGACUGACCUUGUCCCACGAAGAUGGCGAGUUUCGUCAGGCUAAGUUCUAUCUGUCAUCGAGGUGUAAAACCUUUAUUUACGAGGAGCAGUUUCUUACCUCGUGAAUUGCUUGCAUGUCGGGCGUUACGUGAGAAGGAUUCCAUGCAAGUUCAAGUCCAUGCAUCAUCACAUUCAGCUGCGAGCGCCAAGGCAGCUUCCAUGCACUGGACCGGUGAGCGGUUGCUGAGUGUGGUUCUGCUGGGUAUGGUACCUGCUGCCUACCUGUACCCAGGUCCAGCAGUGGACUAUACCGUGGCUGCAGCGCUCACUCUUCAUGGCCACUGGGGGAUUGGCCAAGUCCUAACAGACUAUGUUCAUGGUGAGACAAAAAUCAAGCUUGCGAAUGCUGGUUUAUACACUUUAUCCAUGGUCACCUUUGCUGGGCUGUGCUACUUCAACUACAAAGAUGUGGGGAUCUGUAAAGCUAUUGCCAUGCUCUGGAGCAUCUAGGGCACUGCAAGACAGUCCUGCCUCUCUGUGGAAUCACAAAGGUUUCAGCUAAUGUCAUACACAACUUGAAGUCAUGUUAUUUUCUUAUUUGGAGGACUGUCAUUUGGCAGUGUUUGAGGCAAGGGCAUCUAAUUUAUUUUAUUAUAUGUUGUCUAUAUAUUUUCUUGUUUGUUUUUUUUUGUUAUUGUCAUGCACAAACACUUUCUUUGCCUCACAAACACAUGCCCUUGUAGUUGUACCUCUUGUCACUGUUAAAAAAUGGUUUGCCCAAUACUGUUUUUUUUUUUUUUUUUUUCAAAUCUCCAAAUGGCGAAGCAUUCCAAAGCAGUUAAGCUGCAGUGUAUGAAAUAUAUUGCAUGCCUUCCUUUGUAUUUUUUGUCCAUUCACACUCGAAGGAAUGAACAGAUUGUAAACACUUGUUUCUUUCACUGCCAAGUGUCCCCCUGAUGAUGCCUCAUUAGUUCAUGAAGGGAAUUUGAACUGAUCAAUCUGUAAAUCCCUCACAUUGCCCAUAUGGGUAGCAUUUCAUAAAAGGAACUUACAAGGAAAUAUCUAAGAACUCAUACUUGACUUGGGGCAUUUAUUUAUUUUACAAUACAGCAAAUAAAUAUGUACUUAAAA
Molecule: messenger RNA, 1167 nt
Organism: Sardina pilchardus (European sardine)
Lineage: Eukaryota; Metazoa; Chordata; Actinopteri; Clupeiformes; Clupeidae
Gene: sdhda
Product: succinate dehydrogenase complex, subunit D, integral membrane protein a
Exons: 5
Coding region: 79-546 (155 amino acids)
Biological process (GO): mitochondrial electron transport, succinate to ubiquinone; tricarboxylic acid cycle
Cellular component (GO): mitochondrial envelope; membrane
Molecular function (GO): ubiquinone binding; heme binding; succinate dehydrogenase (quinone) activity
Source: RefSeq, a predicted model, not a curated record